GGCCGGCACCCCGGGAUUACUCAGGCCCCGAUGCUCAGCCGGAAAUCCUCAUGGACUCUGAGGAGCUCUGGGCCAUAGCCACUUUCCUCGGAUCGGAGUUGGGCAGUCCCCCGAAUUGUACUGGAAGAAAAUCCAGAAAAGUGGCUGACCUGCCAACAGGGCUUGCCUAAACAGGCAUUAUUUUCUUGACUUCACCCAAGCGGGUAAAGGGAGGCAAGAGCUGGGGCCAGAACCUGUGGCGAAUCUGCAGCCUCUGGGACGUUUGGACGCGCAAGGAAGGGGCAGGCAAGAGGAGCAGAGAAGCCCGCGUCUCGUCCACCCAUUCGCCCCGCCCGCCUGACGAAUCUGCGCCCGUUCAACGCGCCACUCAAAUCUCCCCAGCUCUGCCCGGCCGCCUCCCCUUCGCCCCGCCCCCUUUUCCUCGGGGACUAGCCGCUGCUUUCGUCGCCGCCGAUUCGUCAACGGCCCCAGGCCAGAGCAGCUGGACAGCCGUGGUGAAGCCCACUCUCCGGGGGAUGCGGCCAAUCUCCAGGCCCCCUAGGCUUCAAUUCUCAAGCCUCCUAGGGCGCCGGCCGAGGCGAAACCGCUAUCCUCGGCCCCGUUGGUCUCCCAGUGGCGCCCGUGGCGAAAGUGCGAAUGUCGACGCUGUGCCUGCUGGGCCUCGCGCAGUGUAAAUGAGCAAAGAUGGAUCAAGAAGGUGGGGGAGACGGGCAGAAGACCCCGAGCUUCCAAUGGCGCAACUACAAGCUCAUCGUGGAUCCUGCCCUGGACCCUGCCCUGCGCAGGCCUUCUCAGAAGGUGUACCGCUACGAUGGGGUCCACUUCAGUGUCAACGACUCAAAGUAUAUUCCAGUCGAAGACCUGCAAGACCCCCGCUGCCAUGUCAGGUCCAAAAGCAGAGACUUUUCCCUCCCGGUCCCUAAGUUUAAGCUGGAUGAGUUCUAUAUCGGGCAGAUCCCGCUGAAGGAAGUGACGUUUGCCAGACUGAACGACAACGUGCGGGAGGCCUUCCUGAAGGACAUGUGCCGGAAGUACGGCGAGGUGGAGGAGGUGGAGAUCCUUCUGCACCCCCGCACGCGCAAGCACCUGGGCCUGGCCCGCGUGCUCUUCACCAGCACGCGGGGGGCCAAGGAGACGGUCAAAAACCUCCACCUCACCUCCGUCAUGGGCAACAUCAUCCACGCCCAGCUCGACAUCAAAGGACAACAACGAAUGAAGUACUAUGAGCUGAUUGUCAAUGGCUCCUACACCCCUCAGACGGUGCCCACUGGGGGCAAGGCCCUGAGUGAGAAGUUCCAGGGCCCUGGUGCGGCCACUGAGACGACUGAGUCCCGCCGCCGCGCCUCCUCUGACACAGCUGCCUACCCAGCAGGCACUGCUGUGGUGGGCACUCCUGGCAAUGGCACCCCCUGCUCCCAGGACACAAGCUUCUCCAGCAGCCGACAAGACACCCCAUCUUCCUUCGGCCAGUUCACCCCUCAGUCCUCCCAAGGAACCCCCUACACGUCUCGGGGCAGCACUCCCUACUCUCAGGACUCUGCCUACUCCAGCAGCACCACUUCAACCUCCUUCAAGCCCCGGCGGUCCGAGAACAGCUACCAAGAUUCCUUUUCCCGCCGCCACUUCUCUGCGUCUUCAGCCCCCACGACCACCUCUGCAGCCAUCUCUGCCACCACUGCAGCCACCGCCACCUCCGCCCCCUCUUCCUCCUCCUUGUCCUCGUCCUCCUCGUCCACUUCGUCCUCAUCCUCUCAUUUUCGUGGUUCUGACUCCAACUACCCAGCAUAUUACGAAAGCUGGAGUCGCUACCAACGCCAUUCUUCCUACCCGCCCCGCCGGGCAACUCGGGAGGAGCCCCCGGGGGCACCUUUUGCUGAAAAUACAGCUGAGCGCUUCCCGCCUUCCUACACCUCCUAUUUGCCCCCCGAGCCCAGCCGCCCCGCCGACCAGGACUACCGGCCUCCCGCCUCAGAGGCCCCGCCCCCAGAGCCUCCAGAACCGGGUGGAGGCGGCGGUGGUGCCGGGGGGCCCAGCCCUGAGGGAGAAGAAACUCGGACCUCCCCCCGCCCGGCCUCACCUGCCCGUUCCGGAUCCCCAGCCCCAGAAACCACCAACGAGAGUGUGCCCUUCGCUCAGCACAGCAGCCUGGAUUCCCGCAUUGAGAUGUUGCUGAAGGAGCAGCGCUCCAAGUUUUCUUUCCUGGCCUCUGACACGGAGGAGGAGGAAGAGAACUCUGCCACAGGCCCUGGGGCGAGAGACACAGGGAUCGAGGUGCCUUCUGGCUCAGGGCACGGGCCCUGCACGCCGCCUCCAGCCCCAGCUAACUUUGAGGACGUGGCACCUACAGGGAGUGGGGAGCCAGGGGCGACCCGGGAGUCUCCCAAGGCCAACGGACAGAACCAGGCGUCUCCAUGCUCUUCUGGAGAGGACAUGGAGAUCUCCGACGAUGGGCCACCGCCCCCUGAGUACCCCCCGCCUCCUCCACCGCCCCCCCACAUCUAUGACUUUGUGAACUCCCUAGAGCUCAUGGAUCGACUUGGGGCUCAGUGGGGAGGAAUGCCCAUGUCCUUCCAGAUGCAGACCCAGAUGUUAACUCGGCUCCACCAGCUGCGGCAGGGCAAGGGAUUGACUGCUGCCUCGGCUGGUCCCCACGGUGGGGCCUUUGGGGAGGCCUUCCUCCCAUUCCCACCCCCACAGGAGGCGGCCUACGGCUUGCCCUAUGCUCUGUACACACAAGGGCAAGAAGGCCGAGGGGCCUAUUCCCGGGAGGCUUACCACCUGCCUUUGCCCGUGGCAGCUGAGCCCCUGCCCUCCUCAGUCUCGGGAGAGGAGGCCCGACUACCACCAAGGGAGGAAGCAGAGCUGGCAGAGGGCAAGGCCCUGCCGGCAGCGGGCACCGUGGGCCGCGUGCUGGCCACCCUCGUCCAGGAGAUGAAGAGCAUCAUGCAGCGAGACCUCAACCGCAAGAUGGUGGAAAACGUGGCCUUCGGCGCCUUUGACCAGUGGUGGGAGAGCAAGGAAGAGAAGGCCAAGCCAUUCCAGAACGCAGCCAAACAGCACGCCAAGGAGGAAGAUAAAGAGAAGACGAAGCUCAGAGAGCCAGGCCUGCUGUCCCUCGUGGACUGGGCGAAGAGUGGGGGCACCACAGGCAUCGAGGCCUUCGCCUUCGGGUCAGGGCUGCGGGGGGCCCUGCGGCUGCCUUCUUUCAAGGUAAAACGAAAAGAGCCUUCAGAAAUUUCCGAGGCCAGCGAGGAAAAGAGGCCGCGGCCUUCCACUCCCGCUGAGGAAGAUGAAGAUGACCCUGAGCGAGAGAAGGAGGCUGCAGAGUCAGGACGUCCAGGGACCAAGCCCCAAAAGCGAGAUGAAGAGCGAAGCAAGACCCCGGGCAAGCACCGCAAGUCCUUUGCUCUGGACAGCGAGGGGGAGGAGGCAUCCCAGGAGUCCUCCUCGGAGAAGGAGGAGGAGGAGGAGGAGGAAGACGAGGAAGAUGACGAUCAUGAGGAAGCCAUGGAUACUGCAAAGAAGGAGACAGAGGCCUCAGAUGGCGAGGACGAGGGAAGCGAUUCGUCCUCCAAAUGUUCUCUGUAUGCCGACUCAGAUGGUGAAAAUGAUAGCACCUCGGACUCAGAGAGUGGCAGCUCGUCCAGCUCCUCGUCUUCCUCAUCUUCCUCCUCAUCCUCCUCCUCGUCAUCCUCAUCUGAGUCCUCUGAAGAAGAAGAGGAAGAAGAGCAGCCAGCAACCAUCUCCUCAGUGUCACCGCCACCUAGAGACGUCCCUGUGCCCCUGCCAGCACCUGUGGAGGAACCCAAGCCAGAGAGGACCGCAGGCUCCCCCGUCACACUGCGCCCCGAACAGGAGAAGUCUCCAGCAAGGCCUGCCGGUGCCCUUGAGGAACCAGCACCCCGUGUGCCCCAGCCUCCCCCAGAGCCCCCGGCUGGGCCCCCAGCCCCUGCUCCCUGCCCCGACGAGCGCCCCUCCUCUCCGAUCCCCCUCUUGCCCCCACCCAAGAAACGCCGGAAAACCGUCUCCUUCUCUGCUGUGGAGGAAGUGCCAGCCCCAGAACCUUCCCCAGCUGCCCCACAGCAGGUCAAGGCUCCUGGCCCCAUCUCCCGCAAAGCCCACCGGGGCGUGGAGCGGACCAUUCGCAAUUUGCCCCUGGACCAUGCAUCUCUGGUCAAGAGUUGGCCCGAGGAGGUGUCCCGAGGAGGUCGGAGCCGGGCUGCAGGCCGAGGCCGCUCUACCGAGGAAGAGGAGGCUGAGCCAGGGACAGAAGUGGACCUGGCGGUGCUGGCCAACCUGGCCCUGACCCCAGCCCGACGUGGGUUGGCUGCCUUGCCUGUUGGCGAUGACUCAGAGGCCACAGAGACAUCGGACGAGUCAGACCGCCUGGGCCCUCUGCUCAGCCACAUCCUCCUGGAGCACAACUAUGCCCUGGCCAUCAAGCCUCAGCCCUUCGCACCGUCCCCGCGGCCGCUGGAGCCAGUCCCUGCCCCUGCAGCCCUCUUCAGCUCCCCAGCGGAUGAGGUCCUGGAGGCCCCUGAGGUGGUGGUGGCUGAGGCAGAGGAACCAAAGCAGCAGGAGGAGGGGGAGGAGGAGGAGGAGGAGUCCGAGUCUUCUGAGAGCAGCACAGCAGCAGCCAGCAACGGGGAGGGGGCCGACAUGGGCUACCUGCGCCUCAUGUAUGAGCAGCUGCUGCAGCAGACGAGCGGGGCCGACUGGCUGAACGACACCCACUGGGUCCACCACACUGUCACCAACCUGAGCACCCCCAGACGCAAGCGGCGGCCCCAGGACGGGCCCCGGGAGCACCAGACGGGCUCGGCCCGCAGCGAAGGCUACUACCCCAUCAGCAAGAAGGAGAAGGACAGGUACCGGGACGUGUGCCCUGUCUCAGCCCGGCAGCUGGAAGGGGCGGACACUCAGGGGACUAACCGUGUGCUUUCCGAGCGCCGGUCUGAGCAGCGGCGGCUGCUGAGUGCCAUUGGCACCUCCGCCAUCAUGGACAGUGACCUGCUGAAGCUAAACCAGCUCAAGUUCCGAAAGAAGAAGCUCCGAUUCGGCCGGAGCCGCAUCCAUGAGUGGGGUCUGUUUGCCAUGGAGCCCAUCGCAGCUGAUGAGAUGGUCAUUGAGUAUGUGGGUCAGAACAUCCGCCAGAUGGUGGCCGAUAUGAGGGAGAAGCGCUAUGCGCAGGAGGGCAUCGGCAGCAGCUACCUGUUCCGGGUGGACCACGACACCAUCAUCGAUGCUACCAAGUGUGGCAACCUGGCGAGGUUCAUCAACCACUGCUGCACGCCCAACUGCUAUGCCAAGGUGAUCACCAUCGAGUCCCAGAAGAAGAUCGUGAUUUACUCCAAGCAGCCCAUCGGCGUGGACGAGGAGAUCACCUACGACUACAAGUUUCCGCUGGAGGACAACAAGAUCCCGUGUCUGUGCGGCACCGAGAGCUGCCGGGGCUCCCUCAACUGAGGUGGGCAGACGGGCGCCCACCCCCCCUAUUUAUUCCCCUUGGUGCCCUGAGCUCCCAGCACCCCAGCCUUAGUGGGCUCAGGAGGGCCCACAUGCCCCCAUCUCUGAAUAUGGAGUUGGGCCCCUGAGCCCUGCAAGGGAGCCUCAGUCCCUUAAGGCAGUGUCUGCCUCCCCUGUCACCCCUGCCGCCCACCCCCUAAUUUUUUUCUUUGCGGAGAAGAAGCUGUAAAUGUUCUGUAGCUGCCAGAGCUGUUUCCUGUGGAAACCUGGGGUGCCAGCCUGUACAGAUCCUGUUCUCGGGGCUGCACAGCCCUCUUGCUUUGUGUUAAUGGGGACUUCCCUUCUGUGCCCUGCGUGCACCCCUCCCCAGUUCAGGGGUCUCUAGGGGCAGUGGCCAUGUUCUCCCCCUGGGGAGGGGGGCCCUGUGCCUCCCAGUCCUGGGGACUCCGUGCCUGGAACCCUGCCUCAUCUUCUGUUCCUGCCAGACCCUGUGGGUCACCCUUCUACCCUGGUGUCUAAGCUCUGGUUGGGCCAGGCCAGGAUGGCGGGGGGAGCGGGCCGGUCCUGUUGGGCUGGAUUGUACAUAUGUUAAUAGCAAAGACCCAAUGCCACAUUUUUAUAAUUGUGAUUAAACUUUAUUGUACAAAAA
Myotis davidii is the source of this 6115-nucleotide messenger RNA. RefSeq names its product SET domain containing 1A (gene SETD1A). The record is from RefSeq and is a predicted model, not a curated record. Gene Ontology annotation, molecular function: RNA binding; histone H3K4 methyltransferase activity; protein binding. Gene Ontology annotation, cellular component: Set1C/COMPASS complex. Lineage: Eukaryota; Metazoa; Chordata; Mammalia; Chiroptera; Vespertilionidae.